This is a messenger RNA of Cordyceps fumosorosea ARSEF 2679, 2439 nucleotides long. Its product is annotated as Serine/threonine-protein kinase domain protein. Bases 1 to 2439 code for a protein of 812 amino acids. NCBI's taxonomy places the organism in Eukaryota, Fungi, Ascomycota, Sordariomycetes, Hypocreales, Cordycipitaceae. Gene Ontology annotation, biological process: protein phosphorylation; intracellular signal transduction; regulation of MAPK cascade. Gene Ontology annotation, molecular function: ATP binding; protein serine/threonine kinase activity. The record is from RefSeq and is a predicted model, not a curated record. Gene Ontology annotation, cellular component: cytoplasm. The transcript is spliced from 3 exons.
AUGCCAAACACGAAUAGCAUCCCCGGCAGCAUGUCCAGCGCCAGCAGCAUAGCCAGCAGCAUGACCAUGACGAGCAGUAUGGCCAGCAUGGCCAUUUCCCCCAUCCCCGGCACCGCCACCUCGACCUAUUCCGGUUCGACCAUUUCCCUCCCCAUAGCCCGUCAGCAAACCAACCCCGCCGACGGCAUGGGCGGCGUCGCCAUCAAGAAAGAGGGCUGGGCCACGGUCAAAGAAGGCAAAAACUUCAUUCAAAUCUGGAAGCAAAAGUACCUCAUCCUUCGCAAAGAAUCACUCGACUUCCACAAGACGGAGGGUGGCAAGGUCUCCUACACAAUCUACCUCAAGGACGUCCUCAACGUCGGCCGAGUCGAGACCCAAGGUAUCAUCUUUGAGAUUAAGCGCCGUCUUGAUUGCGCUUCCAACAACCCCGGCGAUGACGACGGUCAGACGAAAACCCUCCAAAUAAAGGUCAAGUCUGACGAUGAGCUUUAUGAGUGGAUUGAUCUUAUCUAUGGCGCCUCCCCUAACAUGGGCGGUGUCAGCAAUCCCACCAACUUCUCCCACGCCAUCCAUGUCGGCUUCGAUUCUCAAACAGGCCAAUUCACGGGCUUGCCUCCUGAGUGGUCCAAGCUACUCAACUCUUCCGCCAUCACCAAAGAAGACUACUACCGCAACCCCCAGGCAGUCUUUGAAGUUCUCGAUUUCUACACUGACCUAGCUAAGCGCGCCGAGAACCCCAACCAGUAUCCCUCUCUCACGCCCACCCCUCCCGCCGCCGCCCAAGCCCAGAAGCAGCUCGGCUAUCCCGGCGCCGGAAUCGCUCCUCCCCGCCCCGCGCCUCCUACCCACCAGGCAUCUUCAUUCAGCGCCUCGUCACAGUCUAGCGCCAACGGUAUUCGUCAAGUUGAGCAGCAGCAGCAACUCCAGCAGCGUCAGCAACUCGAAAAUGCUAGAAAAGAAGAGCAGCGUCAGAAGCAACUUGAGCAGGAACGUCGUGAGCUGGCAGAGUACAACGCUUCUCUGCCUCAACACAAGACCCCCUUAGCUCGGCAAGAAGUCGGUGGUGGCUACUCGAGCGAUCCCUCGCGCGACCAAGCCGAUCGAUUCAACCCUACCAGAGCCGCUCCACCUGCUCCCAAAGGCCCUCAGAACCCUCAGCAAUUGCGCGCACAGAGGCCUGCGCCCGCUCCUCCCUCAAAUGGCGGCUCCUCACGACCUCCCGUCAACCCCCAGUCCGGUGCCAGUCGCGAUCCCAACGGUCAGCGUCCUCGUGAGAAUGGUUCCUCCAACCAAGGGCCCCGCUAUCAGCCCAGCAACCAGCAGGGCCAGCAGCGUCCUCCUCAAGGUCAAGGCCAAGGCACCUCCCGCCUGCCUGCGCCUGUUAAGCCUUUGAAUGUGGCCCCAAAGCCUUCUCAGAAUGCUCCCCCAAGCGACUCCGUCAAGGCUGCCGAAGCCGCGCUAUCCAAGCCUGCCGAAAAGAAGCAGGAUGUCCGCAUGUCGACCAUGUCCGAGAACGAAGUCAUGGCCAGGCUGAAGGAAGUCGUUUCCAAGGACGAUCCCAAUCUUUCCUACUCGAAGCAGAAGAAGAUUGGUCAGGGUGCUUCCGGCUCCGUUUACGUGGCCAAGAUCAAGGAGACUGCUGUGGGUAUCGCCCGCGAUGUUCUACGUCAACAGGGUCCCAGAGCCCAGGUUGCCAUUAAGCAAAUGGAUCUCGCCCACCAGCCUCGCAAGGAGCUGAUUGUCAACGAAAUUAUGGUCAUGAAGGACAGUCGACACAAAAACAUUGUCAACUUCCUUGACGCCUUCUUGCGUAACAACAACGCCGAGCUCUGGGUCGUCAUGGAGUACAUGGAGGGCGGUGCGCUGACGGAUGUCAUUGACAACAACCCCUCCAUCUCUGAGGAGCAGAUUGCGACCAUCUGCCACGAGACUUGCCGUGGCCUCCAACAUCUUCACAGACAAAACAUUAUCCACCGUGAUAUCAAGAGUGACAAUGUCCUCUUGGACGCCCGCGGCAAUGUCAAGAUCACCGAUUUCGGCUUCUGCGCCAAACUCACGGAUGCCAAGUCGAAGCGCGCCACCAUGGUCGGCACACCAUACUGGAUGGCGCCCGAAGUGGUCAAACAAAAGGAGUAUGGUCCCAAGGUGGAUAUUUGGUCUCUCGGUAUUAUGGCGAUUGAGAUGAUCGAAUCUGAGCCACCGUACCUCAACGAGGAGCCUCUUAAGGCGCUGUACCUGAUUGCCACCAACGGCACGCCACGCCUCAAGAAGCCGGACAGACUGAGCAAGGAGCUCAAGGCCUUCUUGUCUGUCUGUCUAUGCGUGGAUGUCAAGAGCCGUGCUUCGGCGGAUGAGCUGCUGGCGCACGACUUUCUCAAACACGGUUGCCCUCUAGGCACGCUGGCGGAUUUGUUGGCGUUCAAGAAGCAUGCUAAAUAA